GCAAAGCCAUCCCGGCGGCUAAGGAGAGCGGGCAGGCAAGGAGAUUCCGGGCCAGGGUCGCGGCGGCAGUCGGCAAGCGUUCGAUUCUCUGGCGUUGGAUCGCGAGCGGUGUCUGCUUGUCCCGCCGAGGGCUCCCAGGACAGGGCAGGGAUCUAGGGGGUUUGCGCACCUGCUUUUUAAUGCCCCGCCCCCCCUUUUUUUUUUAAAGUGGAGGGGGUGAAAGUGAGGGAGGAGAAUGGACAGAAUACUGACUGGAACGUUAAUUCGAGCAUUUCAUAUGCGAAGAGCGGAAUAACAGUUCCGUAUUCUUCUUUCAGUUUCUCCAUUAGAUUAGCUUCAUUUUCGAAUGCUCCGUUUUGCAUGCUUAAUUUUGAAACUAGCCCGUGGUUUGGCAGAAUUUGACUGAAUUCAGGGGUGAGAGUUUGAUCCAGUCCAAGUGUAUUUGAAUUUGAGCACGCAGUUCAACCAGUGUUUACAAUGGAAUUUCUGAAGACUUGUGUACUUAGAAGAAAUGCAUGCACUGCGGUUUGCUUCUGGAGAAGCAAAGUUGUCCAAAAGCCUUCAGUUAGAAGGAUUAGUACUACCUCUCCUAGGAGCACUGUCAUGCCUGCUUGGGUGAUAGAUAAAUAUGGGAAGAAUGAAGUGCUUCGAUUCACUCAGAACAUGAUGAUGCCUAUCAUACACUAUCCAAAUGAAGUCAUUGUCAAAGUUCACGCUGCCAGUGUAAAUCCUAUAGACGUUAAUAUGAGAAGUGGUUAUGGAGCUACAGCUUUAAAUAUGAAGCGUGAUCCUUUACACGUGAAAAUCAAAGGAGAAGAAUUUCCUCUGACUCUGGGUCGGGAUGUCUCUGGCGUGGUGAUGGAAUGUGGGCUUGAUGUGAAAUACUUCAAGCCUGGAGAUGAGGUCUGGGCUGCAGUUCCUCCUUGGAAACAAGGCACUCUUUCAGAGUUUGUUGUAGUCAGUGGGAAUGAGGUCUCUCACAAACCCAAAUCACUCACUCAUACUCAAGCUGCCUCUUUGCCAUAUGUGGCUCUCACAGCCUGGUCUGCUAUAAACAAAGUUGGUGGCCUGAAUGACAAGAAUUGCACAGGAAAACGUGUUCUAAUCUUAGGCGCUUCAGGCGGAGUUGGUACUUUUGCUAUACAGGUAAUGAAAGCAUGGGAUGCUCAUGUGACAGCAGUUUGCUCCCAAGAUGCCAGUGAACUUGUAAGGAAGCUUGGUGCAGACGAUGUAAUUGAUUACAAAUCUGGAAGUGUGGAAGAGCAGUUGAAAUCCUUAAAACCAUUUGAUUUUAUCCUUGAUAAUGUUGGCGGAUCCACUGAAACAUGGGCUCCAGAUUUUCUCAAGAAAUGGUCAGGAGCCACCUAUGUGACUUUGGUGACUCCUUUCCUCCUGAACAUGGACCGAUUGGGCAUAGCAGAUGGCAUGUUGCAGACAGGAGUCACUGUAGGUUCAAAGGCAUUAAAGCAUUUCUGGAAAGGAGUCCAUUAUCGCUGGGCAUUUUUCAUGGCCAGUGGCCCAUGUUUAGAUGACAUUGCAGAACUGGUGGAUGCGGGAAAGAUCCGGCCAGUUAUUGAACAAACCUUUCCUUUUUCUAAAGUUCCAGAAGCCUUCCUGAAGGUGGAAAGAGGACACGCACGAGGAAAGACUGUAAUUAAUGUUGUUUAAAUAAAAAUGCAGUUUAGUGAUUGUUGACGUUCUUAUUUGGUGAGUGCCUGUGAGCCCAAAUUUUUUUCUAGCCAUCCCUUUCAAACAUUUUUCCAGAUUAGAUUAUACAUUCCAUGAUACAAGCUUUAAAAAAUAAACACACCAUUUUGGCCAGUAAUUGAUAUAAAAAUAUCAGCACUUGGAUUUGUCUGUAGUCAGUAGAAAUUCGAAGUUUUUUCAAGCUGUUCCUUCACACUGGCUUUGCAGGUUGUUGUGGCACCUUCUGUUUUACUAGCUUAAACUACUUUAUUGUCUUUUUUGUUUUAGAGACAGGGUCUCGCUGUGUCACCCAGGCUGGAGUGCAGUGGCACAAUCACAGCUCACUGCAGCCUUGACCUUAAGCGAUUCUCCUGCUUCAGCCUCUCAAGUAGGUAGGACUACAGGUAUGCAUCACCACACCCAGCUAGUUUUUUUGUAUUUUUAGUAGAGACAGUUUUGCCAUGUUGCCCAGGCUGGUCUCAAACUCCUGGGCUUAAGUGAUCCACCAUGUCAGUCUCCCAAAGUUCUGGGAUUACAGGCGUGAACCACCCUGCUGGGCCUGAUCGUCUUAAUGUACAAUACUAAAACUUUCAGUGUAUAGAUGGAUGUUGGCAUGAAGAGAUAAUUUAAAGCUGGUUCCUUCUUGAAUUCAUCACUGAGCAGCUUUCUAACUGCCAAGGUUUCCUUUUUUGUUCCUCCACCAUAAUGUGGUCACCACAGCUCUUAAAGUUCUAAAUCUCUUAGUGUCAUAUAUAAAAAUCUGCCUGGUGAUUCAUUUGUUUAUGCUCUUAAUAUUGAAAGGUGAGAGCAGAGUUUCUAACUUUUUAAAACCCUUACAUCUUGCAUAAGGAUUAGGCCUGUUUCGGCAAUUGAAACAUGCUUCUCUGAGGGCUUUUCCAUGGAAAUUGCAGCCUUCCAAUGGAGCCCAAAGCUUGCCACUUUGAUGUCAAAUGUUUACAUUUAGAUAUCUCUCCAAUCAACCCAUUGCAGUGUGCACUUCGAAUAUUCAUUUACGGUAAGUGUUUUUACUUCCUAAUAUACUCAUCCUCAGUAUUGCACCUGAUAUGCUUGCUUGUAACUUUUGAUGUAGACCUGUUUUGAGAUUUCUGCUUGGUUUAUUCCUGUUAGACACUCGUUUGGUAGCAUGUAUGUUAGAUGUAGGCUUUUCUCUAAAAUUGUUGGUCUGGUCUUACUACCGAGUUAUUGC
Messenger RNA from Homo sapiens (human), 2893 nucleotides. RefSeq names its product reticulon 4 interacting protein 1 (gene RTN4IP1). Gene Ontology annotation, biological process: ubiquinone biosynthetic process. Bases 478 to 1668 code for a protein of 396 amino acids. Gene Ontology annotation, molecular function: oxidoreductase activity; zinc ion binding. The transcript is spliced from 9 exons. Lineage: Eukaryota; Metazoa; Chordata; Mammalia; Primates; Hominidae. Gene Ontology annotation, cellular component: mitochondrial outer membrane; mitochondrial matrix; mitochondrion. The record is from RefSeq and is marked reviewed.